This is a messenger RNA of Haemorhous mexicanus (house finch), 703 nucleotides long. It is a transcript of the gene NRN1L, whose product is annotated as neuritin 1 like. Gene Ontology annotation, biological process: neuron projection extension; nervous system development. The record is from RefSeq and is a predicted model, not a curated record. NCBI's taxonomy places the organism in Eukaryota, Metazoa, Chordata, Aves, Passeriformes, Fringillidae. Gene Ontology annotation, cellular component: plasma membrane. The transcript is spliced from 3 exons. The coding region runs from base 43 to 537 and encodes 164 amino acids.
CGGGCGCGGAGCACACGGCGGCGGCGGCGCGGGGUCCGCACCAUGGGCAGCGGCUGCUGGCGGCUGCUGGGCGUCGUGUGCUCGCUGCUCCUGCACCUCGCCGCGAGCCAGGAGCCCGUCAGCAUGGCGGGACAGUGCGACACCAUCUACAAGGGCUUCGCCGAAUGCCUCCUCAGCCUGGGGGAGAGCAUGGCCCAGAGCGUCCGGCAGCAGCAGCAGGCGGAGGGCGGCGACGAGGCGCAGGAGCUGGACGCCAUCUGCAAGUCCUGGGAUGACUUCCACACCUGCGCCAGCGAGGUGCUGUCGCGAUGCCCCGUGGAAGCGGCCACCGUCUGGGAGUCGCUGCGCCAGGAGUCCCGCAAGAUCCAGUUCCAGGGGAAUCUGCAGGAGCUGUGCAGCGCCCGGGGCCGCCUGGCCAGCGCCCAGAGCUCGCCGGCCUCUGAGACCAACCAGGCCACGCUGCGGGGCUCGGCCGCCGCCCUGCACCCUCACCUGCUGGCCCUGCUGGCUCUGCCGCUGCUGCUGCCCUGGCUGUAGCCCUGCUCGCCCACGGGGUGCCCAGGUGAUGCCGGCUCAGUUCCCCUGGCUGCUGGCCGGUCCCCGCCACGCCCACCUCCUUCCCGGGCAUCCCUCGCGGGGCACGGUCCUCUCCUGCAGCACUUCAGAUGGAUUUAUAUUUAUAUUAAAAGACACUUUUACAUUU